Molecule: messenger RNA, 3334 nt
Organism: Planococcus citri (citrus mealybug)
Lineage: Eukaryota; Metazoa; Arthropoda; Insecta; Hemiptera; Pseudococcidae
Product: ecto-NOX disulfide-thiol exchanger 2
Exons: 14
Coding region: 159-2465 (768 amino acids)
Biological process (GO): ultradian rhythm
Cellular component (GO): external side of plasma membrane; plasma membrane
Molecular function (GO): RNA binding; oxidoreductase activity
Source: RefSeq, a predicted model, not a curated record
GUUUUGUCAAAUGUAAGUCAAAAGAGGUAUCAAAAUAACAGUAGUGUUAUGUAAUAAUUUGAUUUAAAAAAGUGAGUUAGAAUUUCGGAGAAUGAGAAAAAAGUGCUCACGAAUUUAAGUACGUGAAGUAUGAUCGCUCAUUAACCAAAGAAAACAUCAUGAGCUCUUACACAUUUUCCCUGAACCAUAGGAUGGCGUUAAAUCCACCUCCGCCUCCGACUGGAACAGCAGCUGCUUCAUUAGCAGGAAUUUCUUCGGUCAUUAGGGCUCCUCCACCUCCGCCACCCCCUACAGCUGGACAAUUGUUGGCGAUGCAUCAUUCUUUGAUGGGUACUGGGAGGCCUAUUCUUAUUGGUCAUCAAGGUUUUCCAUUAGCUCAUCAUCACCACCAUCAUCAGCUGUUUAACGAAAGUGUUUUCUCUCCGGGAGGUGUCACACCCUCUGUUCUCUCUACUGGUUUGAAUGAUGCUCCUUUAGAAUUCAAUUCAUCUAGGAGUAAGCCAGUUAUUAAUGAACAAGCUGUUAUAAAAGAUAGAUAUCAAAAUCUCAACUUCAAACAAAUCUCCGAAAUCAAGCCUAAUAUCCCUAUCGUGAACGAAUUGAUAGAAAAUAAAAGCUCUUCGGAAAAAGAUAGCGAUAAAAGUGAUUCUGUCAAAGAAAUCAUUGGCGUAGAUUCUGACGAUGAUGAUUGCCAAGUUAUCUCUGAAAUCAGGCCAACUAACGAGACUGUCAACGCUCAGUUGCCAAAUUCUUCCACCACCAACACCACUACUACUUCAACUACAGCUUCUAGUCAAAAUGUUCCCGUUUUAACAACUAACGCCGGUGUUUGGAAUAAUGUUCUUCCAAAUAUGAAUUUUCCCAUGUUGGGGGUUAAUCAGAUGUUGACCUCUAACAUAAUUGAUCCUAGUCUUUUUGUUGGACAAACGUUCAACGUUUUCGGAAACGUUCUCACUCAGUUACCAAAUAAUGCUACGCCUGCUGUUUCCGAACAGAAUACAAAUGCUGUUAUUAAAUCCAUUAUUCAUUGUAAAAGUUGUACGCUUUUUCCACCUAAUCCUAACGCUCCCGCUCCUACUACAAGGGAUCGUCCGCUUGGUUGUAAAACUGUAUUCGUUGGUGGCUUACCUGAAAAUAUUAAAGAGGAUAUUAUACGAGAAGUAUUUGGAUUUUGCGGUGAAAUUACCAACAUAAGAUUGAGUAAUAAGAAAUUUUGUCACAUAAGAUUUUCUGAAGAAUCGGCUGUAGAUCAAGCUCUCACUCUUUCUGGCUACAGAAUUCGUUUAGGAUCAAAUUCGGAUCCACCGAAUACCGGUCGAUUGCAUGUAGAUUUCGCUCAUGCUCGAGAUGAUCAAUACGAAUGGGAAUGCAAACAAAGACAAAUUCAAAGAGAACAACGUCAUAGAGAACGAAUGUUACGAGAGAGUUGCAGGGAAAUGUCACCUACUGGACCUAGUCAUUUUACCGAAAGUGAAGCGAACGGCGUUCUAGAAAAAUUAAAAGGCGAAGAUACUUUCAUGAAAGCAAUAUCCGUAGCUGUCUGUUGGUUAGAUCGCGGAGAAUGUAAUAAACGAAACGUUAACAUGUUUUACAGCAUGAUACAAUCGAUAAACUCGCAUGUUCGACGUCUGCUCCAUGACAAAAAUCAAUGCGAAUGCGACUUUAAAAAAUCAAAAGAUAUAAUGAAAUUGCGUGCUCACGUGAUACUCACACAAUUCGCUCAGAUCGAGAAAUUGUUCAUCAGUUCAUCGCACAAGAAGGUUUGGGAUCAUUUUACUAAAGCACAGAGGAAAAAUAUUGAACUUUGGAAGAAAACGGCCAUGGAAAUCAAAAAAUUAUCUUUCGAAAAUGACGAAUCUGGUAAUGAUGAAAUGGAUGUUUCCGAUUCCGACGAUGAAGAGAGUCCGGCCUUAAAAAAGAAAAAAUUGGAUUCAGAAACUAAUUCCUUGAAAGACGAAAAUGAUAGUUUACGAUGUCAACUGGAAGCUUAUAAAAACGAAAUUUGUGUCAUCAGGAGUGAACUGCAAUGCGAAAUUAAUCGUAAAACCGAACAGAUCGCUUUGUUACAGAGUACGCUUAAUAUGGUGAAUCAGGAAAUGGAAAAUAUCAAGAAACAAUCGUCGCAAGAAAUCACCAAUAAUGAAAAUCCAGAAAAGAAAUCUCAAGAAGCUGAUACCACCGUAGUUCCAACAACUUUGAAUAUCCAAACGUUGCUUGAAAGAGAAGCGAAGCUAUUAGGAUUGAUAUCAAUAUUCCUCCAUAUACAUCCUUUUGGAGCCGGAGUUGAUUAUAUAUGCUCAUUUUUACAAAAAGCUAUGCCUUCUUUAAAAGUUACCGACGUCGAGCAAUUGUUGAGUAAAUUUCCUUCCGUGUUUCAACAAGAAUUGGUUGGAAUUGGAGCGAAUAUGGAACGUAGAUGGAAAUACGCCGGUUUUUGCAGCGAUAAUGAUGCAUUUGUUGGUUAAGUUUGUUUUAUUUCAUUUUGUUUCUCGUACGAUGUACUGUUACGUAUUUUGCUGAGGUUUCAGAACUUCAUUUGCCUUUUUUAAAAAGCAUUCAUGUGUAUCAACUGGUUUUAAAAUUUUAAAAGGGAAUCAAAAAUGCCACUUGAUAAAAAGCAUGUAAUUUUUUACCAAAGACUUCUAUGUAUUCUGGUUAAUUAUUUUACCAGAUUCACCAUUAUUUGUACCUUAAGCUGCAUUCACAUACUUUUUCCUGCAUACGCACAACACCUAAAAAUUAAAUGUGUGCAACCACAAGAUAAUCAAAAAUCAUUUUGUUCAAAUUUGAUUACAUUGUUGCAUUGGUGGUAUAUUCUUGUGCGUUAUGCGUUAGGAAAAAAAUAUGUGAAUCAGCUUUACUCAUUUUCUAAUGGUUUGUACCAAUAUGUUUGAAAUUUAUCCCAAAACGUAUUCGAUUGUUUUGUUGUACUGUGCCGAUGCUUUGAAAAAUUUCGAUUAUUCGAUUUUUAUGUUUCUCUUAUUUGCUAUGAAUUAAAAAUCGCUUGAAGUUUGAAAAUUGGGGGGAAAAUAAUAACUUGGUUUUAGAUCUGCAAAACAUUCAUGUUUUCAUUAUUUUAGGACCAUUUGACGAAUUUUUUUUCUUCAAGGGGGGGGGGGGGAAUUACCGAUGUAUAAAAAAAAUGAGACCCUUUCACAACAUUUAUGAUCAUACGAUUUAAUAGAUGUAUGUUGGAGGAGAAUUUGAACUCAGAUUUUAAUGACAACUGAAAAAUACCCUUUUUUUAAUAACGUGUUGUUUUUUUGUUUUGAUUUUUGUGUUUAUUUUUAAGACUACAAUUGUGCGAAUCUUAAAUAAAACUUUGAAAACGAAA